This is a messenger RNA of Astyanax mexicanus (Mexican tetra), 2223 nucleotides long. RefSeq names its product deleted in malignant brain tumors 1 protein. The coding region runs from base 268 to 2148 and encodes 626 amino acids. NCBI's taxonomy places the organism in Eukaryota, Metazoa, Chordata, Actinopteri, Characiformes, Acestrorhamphidae. The record is from RefSeq and is a predicted model, not a curated record. Gene Ontology annotation, cellular component: membrane. The transcript is spliced from 9 exons.
CAGUCUAUGGCAUCUACUGCCCCUGCAAGCGCAGGCAAGAUGGCAGCUUCCAUUUCGGCCAUAUUUUGGCUUUAAAUCGCCUUAAUGAGAGUAAAUGGGGACCGUCCAGUCCAUACUUUUAUACAGUCUAUAAUCACAACCCAAACUCCACAACGCGCCAAGCAGCACAUUUUUAGUUGCUGCGGAAGCACAGCUCAUUUAGGCUCAGCUCAGCUCACCUCAGGACUUGUUGUGCUACUAAGAUAUAAGGCAGUGUGAGGUUGGUGGAUGGUGGCAGUCGCUGUGCUGGGAGAGUGGAGGUUCUUCAUAGAGGGCAGUGGGGAACAGUGUGGUGAUGACUGGGAUAUGAGUGAUGCUGCAGUGGUGUGUAGAGAGCUGGGCUGUGGAGAAGCUGUAGAUGCACUGGGCAAAUCUCAUUUUGGAUCAGGACCAAUCUGCAUGGAUGAUGUGGACUGUAGUGGAUCAGAGUCUAGACUGAAGAACUGUAGAUCACCAGUAUGGGGUAAACAUGACUGCAAUGAAACCCACAAUUCUGGAGUCAUCUGUUCAGGAGCCAGGCUGGUUUUAGGUUCUCGCUGCUCUGGGAGAGUGGAGGUUCUUCAUGGAGAGAGCUGGGCCACAGUGUGUGAUGCUGACUUUAACCAGCAGGAUGCAGAGGUUGUGUGUCGAGAGCUGGGCUGUGGUUCUCCUGUGGAGGUUCUGGGAGCAGCUGCUUUUGGUAGAGGGAAGGGUCAGGUGUGGUCAGAGGAGCUUCAGUGUAGAGGAACUGAAUCUCAGAUUCACUUCUGUCCAAAAUCAUCUUCACUCAAACACAACUGCUCCCAUGAUAAUGAUGUGGGACUGGUGUGUUCUGAAAGUGUGAGGUUGGUGGAUGGUGGGAGUCGCUGUGCUGGGAGAGUGGAGGUUCUUCAUAAAGGACAGUGGGGAACAGUGUGUGAUGAUAACUGGGAUAUGAUGGAUGAUGCAGUGGUGUGUAGAGAGCUGGGCUGUGGAGAGGCUGUAGAUGCACUUAGUGGUGCUUACUUUGGAUCAGGAUCAGGACCAAUCUGGAUGGAUAAUGUGGAGUGUAGAGAAUCAGAAUCCAUACUAAAGAACUGUAAAUCAGCAGGAUGGGGUAAACAUAACUGUAAUCAUCCUAAAGAUGCUGGAGUCAUCUGUUCAAGAGUCAGGCUGGUUGGAGGUUCUCACUGCUCUGGGAGAGUGGAGGUUCUUCAUGGAGAGAGCUGGGUCACAGUGUGUGAUUCUGACUUUGACCAGCAGGAUGCAGAGGUUGUGUGUCGAGAGCUGGGCUGUGGUUCUCCUGUGGAGGUUCUGGGAGCAGCUGCUUUUGGUAGAGUGGAGGGUCAGGUGUGGUCAGAGGAGCUUCAGUGUAGAGGAAACGAAUCUCAGAUUCACUUCUGUCCAAAAUCAUCUUCACUCAAACACAACUGCUCCCAUGAUAAUGAUGUGGGACUGGCAUGUUCUGGUGACAAGCGAAGACUUGUUGGUGGUCCUCACGCAUGCUCUGGGAGAGUAGAGAAGCUUCAUCGGAAUUCUUGGCUUCCAGUGUGUGAUGCUGACUUUAACCAGCAGGAUGCAGAGGUUGUGUGUAGCUGGGAGCUGGGCUGUGGUUCUCCUGUGGAGGUUCUGGGAGCAGCUGCUUUUGGUAGAGCAGAGGGUCAGAUGUGGUCAGAGGAGCUUCAGUGUAGAGGAAACGAAUCUCAUAUGUACCUCUGCCAGACAUCUCCUUCCUUGAAACCCAACUGCUCUCACAACAAGGAUGUGGGACUAAGAUGCUCUGGUCACACUCAGGCUCGGCUGAUGAACGGCUCAGAUUCCUGUUCUGGUCGAGUGGAGCUCCAGUACCUCAGUGAGUGGGGUACAGUGUGUGAUGUAAGCUGGGAUAUGAGAGCUGCCAGCGUCCUCUGUGCUCAGCUGAAGUGUGGGAGUUCUGUGGCUGUGUUGGGGUCAGACUGGUUUGGGGAGGGGAGUGGCCGGAUCUGGGCUGAUGUGUUUGAUUGUCAGGGAAACGAAACACACCUGUUAAAAUGUCCCAUUUCAUCAUGGAGUCGAACUGCAUGCUCUCAUAAACAGGAUGCUGGAGUUAUCUGUAGUGGUUCUUCUCUGGCGUCUCAUGAGGGAGGAGUGCGGUUGUCUGGAGGGAUGUAGUGUGAGGGGGAGGUGGAGGUGUUCUUCAGGCAGGACUGGAGGAGAGUUCUGCAGGACUCCUGGAGUGAGUCUGAG